AUGUUCAAGGUGAAGGAGCUGCUGCUAACGCCCGAAUUGUUCGAGAAUCCAAUCUUUCGCAUACACCUGCGCUGCUUUCAAUUGUACGGCUAUGUGGCAAGUGAGGAGCAGCGGCAGCCAGGGCUGGCAUUAGUGCGCUGCUGCGUCUUUACCGCAUCGAUUUGGCUGAGCUGUGCACUGAUGUUUACGCGCAACGUGCUCGCCCUCAGCUAUGAGCAGCUCAGCGACGGCGCCACCAACUGGGCCACAGCGGUGCAGUACUUUGCCGUCUCCAUAGCCACAAUGAAUGCGUUUGCGCAACGAGAGCGUGUGGUGGUCAUGCUGCGUGGCGCGCACGCCGAUUUGCAGCGCUUGAUGCUGCAGGCGGACGCACAGGAGCUGGAGCUGCUGCUGAGCACGCAGCGCUAUGUGCGCAGCAUCACUUUGCUGCUGUGGGUGCCGUCGGUGGUGGCCGGGCUUUUGGCCUGGCUGGACUGCAUUUAUCGCACCAUAUUCUUGCCGCAGACUGUCUUCAAUUCGGCGGCGGUGCGGCGCGGCGAGGCGCAGCCCAUUUUGCUCUAUAAGCUGUAUCCGUUUGGCCAGCUGUGCGAUAAUUUUAUAAUUGGCUACUUGGGUCCCUGGUACGCGCUUUUCCUGGGCGUUAGCACAAUUCCACUUUGGCAUACCUUCGUCUCCUGCCUGAUGAAGUAUGUGACGUUCAAGCAGCAGUUGCUCAACAGGCGAGUGCGUCAAAUGAAUGUGCAACGUCUGACGAGUCGUCGCAUCAAGCCCGCCGAGCUCAACUAUUGGCGCUUGAAACUCUGCGCCACGUUCGUGGAGGAGCAGCAGCAAAUCCGCUCGUUUGUGCAUCAGAUUCAGCAGCUUAUAUGUGUCCCGGUUAUGGCCGACUUUAUAAUAUUUUCAGUGCUCAUGUGCUUUCUGCUCUUUGCCUUGAUGAUGGGCAUGCCCAGCAAAAUAGAUUAUUUCUUUAUAUUUAUCUAUCUAUUUGUUAUGGCAGGAAUCUUAUGGCUUUAUCACUGGCAUGCUACUCUCAUAGUUGAAUGUCAAAAUGAAUUGCAGUUUGCCAUCUAUGAUUGCAAUUGGUAUACCUUUGGCCUGCCAGUGCAGAAGAUGCUGCAGUUCAUCAUGAUGGAUGCCCAGCGACCUUUGGUGAUGCGUGCACUGCUCGUGGAUUUGAAUCUGCGCACAUUUCUAGACAUAAUGCGUGGCGCUUACAGUUACUUCAAUAUCUUGCGUAGCACACAAAAGUACUAGAGCUGCUUGACUGUUGUUGCCGUUGCGCUUGUCAACUCGUUUGGCUAACAUGACAGCUAACAUGGCUGGCAAUUCAUUUGCCGCGCCAACGCAAAAAGUAGAAAAAUCGCAAUAGAAAGACAGCAUGCUAAACCAUUUUACAGCGCAAAUAAACGUGAUGCCUGCUACUCAAAAGCCAAUGGCAGUAACAACCCAACAUCAUUUAUCACUUUUCAAACGCAGC
Drosophila busckii is the source of this 1477-nucleotide messenger RNA. RefSeq names its product odorant receptor 56a (gene Or56a). The transcript has 6 exons. Gene Ontology annotation, molecular function: olfactory receptor activity; odorant binding. The record is from RefSeq and is a predicted model, not a curated record. The coding region runs from base 1 to 1254 and encodes 417 amino acids. NCBI's taxonomy places the organism in Eukaryota, Metazoa, Arthropoda, Insecta, Diptera, Drosophilidae. Gene Ontology annotation, biological process: sensory perception of smell; detection of chemical stimulus involved in sensory perception of smell. Gene Ontology annotation, cellular component: plasma membrane.